AUGUCAAUUCUGAUACGGAGAACAAGAAACUCCACUUUAAAUAAAAAUAAUAAUAAUGGUAAUAAUAAUAAUAAAAAGGACGAUGAAAAUCUUUCAACCAAUGAAAGUGGUGGAAUAAUUUUAUCAACAUUAAAUGAUUGUUAUAAAUAUAUAAAUAAUGGAUGUGAAUAUAAUGCAGAUGUAGAAGCACCAUGUUCAAACUUUAAGUUAACAAUUGAUAAUUUCUAUGAAACAUCAUUAUCAAUGAAUCAAUAUAUGAACAAAACUACAAACAAAACGUUUUUAUCUAAACUACCAAAGUUUUACACGGAUGAAUAUGAACAACUUAAUAAUACCCAAAAUGAAAAUGAAAGUGAAAAUGAAAGUGAAAUUGAAAACGAAAAUGAAAAUGAAAAUGAAAAUGAAAAUGAAAAUGAAAAUGAAAAUGAAAAUGAAAAUGAAAAUGGAAAUGGAAAUGGAAAUGGAAAUGGAAAUGAAAAUGAGAAUGGGAAUGAAAAUGAAAAUGGAAAUGAGAAUGGAAAUGAAAAUGAUAAUGGAAAUGAAAAUGAAAAUGAAACUCAACCAUCAUUAGUAAAUAAAAAGAGAAUUAGACAAUCAAACGAUUCACCACCAAUCAUUUCCACUUCAUUAGCAGAUAAUAAGAAAUUAAAAUUAUCAACACCAAAUGAUACAACAGCAAUUACAACAGCAAUAACAAAUAAUCAAUUUUCAAUAAAAAGAAGUGCAUCAUUAACAAAACCAACACCCACAACAGCCACUCUUAAAAAACCUUCAAAUAUUUCCAAAUCCUCAAUAAUUGAAAUACCAAUAGUGUCCUCAUCUUCAAACUCAACUUCAACCUCACCAAUUUUACCAUCAUCUACUUUAGAUGAACCAAUUAAUUCUAUAUUAUCAACACCUGUAUCAUUUAAUAAUAAUAAUAAUAAUAUCACAAUAAAUAAAUCAUUAAAUUCAAAUCCUUCUUUAUCAGUAUUAGAUAAUUUAACAAAUUCAAUAAUUCAACAGUCGUCAUCGACAACAACGAAUUCAGUAUCGUUGCAACCAACACAACUACAACCACCACAACCAACUUUUCUUCAACCAAAUUUAAAAAUAUUCUCACAAAUUAAUUCAGAGGUAGAGAUACAAAUGAAUCAAAAGUUUUCAAAGAAAUUAGAAGAUAUAAAGAAAUUACCAAGAUUUUAUAAAAAGGUUGAUUUAUUAGAUAUGUCUACCUUGAUUUCUCUUCAAACCGAUCCAGUUUUAACACAUAAAGAAACAGUUUUAGAGGUGGGUAAAUGUUUAUACUUUGAUAAAAUACCAAUAAAUUCCGAAAUAUCUUUAGCCAGAUCUUAUUAUAGUUUAGCAAAUACACUAUCAACAACAACAGUACCAACAACAAAUUAUUGGGUUAAAAAAUUAGUACCCUCAUUAUUAGAAGAUCCAAAUAUUCAACAUAUUGUAGAGAGAAAGAAUGUAGAUAUCGUAAUGUCAUCUUCAUCAUUCAUUAAAUUUAUAAAUAAUCAUUUAUCAAAUAAUUUUAAUGAAGAAUGGGAAAUACCAGUACAUUGUAAAGAGUUUAAUACAAUUUCAAAUGAUACUUUAGUAGACAAUAUAGAUAAUAGUAAUAGUAAUAAUGAUAAUAAUAAUAAUAAUAAUAAUAAUAAUAAUAAUAAUAAUAAUAAUAAUAAUAAUAAUAAUAAUAAUAAUAAUAAUAAUAAUAAUAAUAAUAAUAAUAAUAAUAGAAAAAAGAUUGUAUCAAUUAUUGGUAAACCAAUUUUAAAAGGUAAAAUUACAAAUAGAGAAAAGAAUGAAAAAUUCUUUAAUGUUGCAAUUGAAUCACUAGGUUUAACAAUUGGUCAACAAUCAACAAAUCAUCCAGUAAUUGAUUUCUCUUUAAAAAAGAAAUUAAAAGAACAACAACAGAAAGAGAAACAAGAGAAACAAGAACAAGAACAACAAACUAAACAAAAUCUAAUGAAAUUAGAUUAUAAUGAAGAGUUUAAUAAUGAAUUAAAGAAAUCAAAUUUAACAUAUAAUAUUUGGGAGUUUGGCGGAAUGAGAAUUUUAAUACGUUGUAAAAUUCAUGCACAAAUUUCAGAUCCAAAUUUAAAGUUUAGAUAUGUUGGUUUGAAAACAAAAGUUGAAUAUAGAGCAGAUAAAGGUAUUGAAGAAACAACGUUAUCAGAUUCUGCGAAAUGGUGGGCCUACACUUACAUUAGACCAGAUGCUCAUUUAUUAUUAUCUCGUGUAAACAUUUGGAAUAAUAGGUUAUUAGCUAUAGAGAAAAAAGAUAUGCCUUUAAUUUUAAAUACAAAAUCAAAUUUUAAACCAAUUAAAUCUUCAAAAAUUACUUUAGAAAUUUUAAAAAAAGUUUUAUCAUUUUCAAAUCAAAUUAAUAAUAAUAAUAAUAAUAAUAAUAAUAAUAAUAAUAAUAAUAAUAAUAAUAAUAAUAAUAAUAAUAGCAAUAAUAAUAAUUUAAUUUAUUCAAAUUAUAUUCUUUCACAUUCUCCUUCAAAUAAUUUUGUAUAUAUUUAUAAAUCAAUUGGUGAAGAGAAUGAUGAUACAGAGAGUGGUAGUGGAAAUAAUGGAAAUGAAAAUGAAAAAGAGUCAAUUUAUGAUUUACAUUCAAAACAUUCAAAUUUACCAACUAUAUUAUAUGAAACCGUAUCAUCACCUUUAAUUUUAAAACCUCAACCACCAUCACAACCACCACAACAACCUUCGUCUCAAUCUUUAAUACCUCAACACCAACCAAUAAUAACACCACAUUAUUGUUAUUCUUUUGCUGAUACUGGUAUAUGUAAAAAAGGUAUUCAAUGUGGUUUUGCUCAUUUAACAAAAACUCAAAUAAAAGAAACCGGUGGUAAUUUUAGUGUCAAAAAUAAUAAUAAUAAUAAUAAUAAUAAUAAUAAUAAUAAUAAUAAUAAUAAUAAUAAUAAUAAUAAUAAUAAUAAUAAUAAUAAUAAUAAUAAUAAAAAGAAUAAGAAAAAGAAAAAGAAAAAUGGAAAUAAAAAUAAUAACACCAAUAAUAAUUCAUCACCAAAUUUACCAACUAAUAAUAAUAGUAAUGGUGUCGCAAAUUAUGGACAAAGUGAAAACGCAACCGAUUUAUCAUAUAUUAACUCAAUAUUGUAA
Dictyostelium discoideum AX4 is the source of this 3117-nucleotide messenger RNA. RefSeq lists its product as hypothetical. The coding region runs from base 1 to 3117 and encodes 1038 amino acids. The transcript has 2 exons. NCBI's taxonomy places the organism in Eukaryota, Evosea, Eumycetozoa, Dictyosteliales, Dictyosteliaceae. The record is from RefSeq and is a predicted model, not a curated record. Gene Ontology annotation, cellular component: transcription elongation factor complex. Gene Ontology annotation, molecular function: metal ion binding.